AUGGGAGAUUGCAAUCUUUGCAAGAAGAGAGAUGAGUCCGGGUUCUGUUUGCUUGGAGAGAAAGUGAGUUGGAGAAACAUCUUUGGGCAUGCCGUGGUACAUUUCCAUAUCUACCUAUCUUCUUCUGAUUUAUCGAUUGUUUUCUGCGCCAAUGCUUUUCUGCAACUGAUGCUACAAAUUGGGGCUGAUCGAGUUUCGGAGCUCUACGAUCUUCAGAAUUGGUAUCCGCUCCUGCUCACUGCCAAUCCUGAGAAGACCCUUUUGCCCAAACUGGAGUUUUUCCGUUCCGUAGGCUUUUCAGGGCCUGACCUUGCCAGUAUUGUCGUUGCUAGCCCACAGAUCUUGAGAAGGAGCUUGGAAAAUCAUGUUAUUCCUAGUUAUAAUUUCCUCAAGAGCGUAGUUAUGGUCAAUGAAAAUAUUGUGAGGGCUCUCAAUAAGUCAUACUGGCUUAAUGGUCAAAGCUUGCCAAACAUCAUCGUUCCAAAUAUUGAAAUUCUGAAAGACAUUGGAGUUCCCAUGUCAAAUAUUUCGUUUUUGGUGACAUGUCACCCUAGUGCAGUGUCCCAAAACAAUGUGAAGUUUGCUAGAAGUGUCAAGAUGGUUAUUGAAAUGGGAUUUGAUCCUUUGAGAGUUAAGUUUCUGAAAGCAGUUCAAGUGAUCGUUGAAAUGGCUGAAUCAAUGUGGGAGCAUAAAAUGGAGGUUUAUAGGCGGUGGGGUUUGACAGAUGAUCAGAUUAUGUUGAUGUUCAGAUUGGAUCCCUUAUGUAUGAAGUCAUCGGAGAAGAAAAUAAUGAGUGUGAUGGAUUUUUUAGUUAAUAAGAUGGGUUGGGAACCUGCGGCUAUUGCUAGAUAUCCAACAGUCUUUUUGCGCAGUCUUGAGAAGAAGAUCAUUCCAUGGUGUUCAGUGGUGAAAGUUCUUCAAAUGAAGGGGUUGGUGAAUAAGGAUCUGUGUGUGAGUUUUUUAGGCUCUGGUGAGAAGAAUUUCUUCAAUAGGUUUGUGGUGAGAUAUGAGCAAGAUGUUCCUGAGCUUUUAAAUGUAUAUCAAGGAAAAAUUGGUAUUUUGGAACUUGGCCUCAUACUUGAGAGGAUAUGGGAGAAGAAACAAUUGUAG
This is a messenger RNA of Vitis riparia (riverbank grape), 1110 nucleotides long. RefSeq names its product transcription termination factor MTERF15, mitochondrial-like. The coding region runs from base 1 to 1110 and encodes 369 amino acids. The record is from RefSeq and is a predicted model, not a curated record. Lineage: Eukaryota; Viridiplantae; Streptophyta; Magnoliopsida; Vitales; Vitaceae. Gene Ontology annotation, molecular function: double-stranded DNA binding. Gene Ontology annotation, biological process: regulation of DNA-templated transcription; chloroplast organization. The transcript is spliced from 3 exons. Gene Ontology annotation, cellular component: chloroplast.